AGCAAACGGGAACAAAUCAAAGACUUAAAGAUGGCUGGAUGUGAUGGAAAUAGUGGAGACGGGUUUUGGAAGCAUGGUCUAAUCCCCCUCUAGUGUAUAAGCUAGGGAGGGGGUGAGCUGCUGCUGUGUAUUCCCUAACCAGUGUACUGUAAUGUUUUCUUUACUGCCGCGCUGGUUUUUCGACGUUAACGUGAGCUUGCGCGCGCUUGUGUACCGAAUUUAAACGUGAUCAAAGCUGAGCUGCAGUAUGCGUCCUGGACUAGGGGGGAUUAAGGUAAAGCCGUGAGUGUUUUCCGUGAGUAGUAGUGACGCAGACACGCCAGACAAGGCCUCGGUUACGACCACUGCAGUGGAGGGGAAGGGGAAGGUGAAUGGGGCAACAGCGACCUCCGUGGGCAAUGAGACCGGAUGCUUCCUGUGCGCAAUAGUGGCUCAGACAAAAGGAGGGGAAGGGCUUUAUGGCGAUAUUUAGAUCCGCCAGACAGGCUGUUAUCUGCAGAGGCAAAAGAAGUGAAUAGCCCCUGCGGUAAACUGGGUGAAAAACACACCCUGAUUUAGGUUUACAGCCUGAGAGCCAUUGGCAGAGCGGCGUUUUUUCCUGCUCUGAAGGUGUUUGUCUAUUCGAACUUUUAGGGCACAAAUAGGCGCACAGCCGCUCCUUUUUCCCCCCUCGGCGUUUUUUGAAGUCUCUUGGCCAAAUAAUGUGCAAGUACCAGGGAGGUGAUAGCUCGCAAUUGCAGAGCACAUUAUCGACAGCUUGUGUCUUUUUUUUCCCUUUAAGGUUCUCUUCUUAACGCAAUAACAGAGAGGGGAGAGAAUUCCUGCGUGUUGGAUAGCCUGUGGCCUUGUGGGGUGUUGGCCAAGCUCUGCGUUUAUUUGCUGGUAAUAAAUAAAACACGUAGUGUAAUAUGUGAGAACUCAAGGUUGCUGCUUCGGAGAUGUUAGCUGCAGUGUGUGGUUAGAUGUUUCAGAAGUUGUGGGCGUUAAUUGGCACAUCAAAACAUAUUGUGUAAAUCAGCAGUGAGUUCCAGCUAAUUCUGUGUUUUCGUAUGAUUCAUAAAUCAACAGGCCGGUGUGAAAUGAUUGUGCUAUUGUUUGGAUCAUUUGGCAAUAAAGUACUUUUAAGCGCGCCUUUGCGCACAUUUAACCCAACUAUUUUGUACUUAGAAAUAUUUUUAUACAAACAUUUCUUGCAGGGACUUUUUCAUACAUGUAAUUAUUUUGUUUAAUUUUGAUCUUUAUAUCCCCACUCUCCACUAAUCACAUGUAUUAAAAUAGUGCCGUUCUGUCCCUUUGCUCUCCAAUUCUCGCACCGUUUAAUUUGAAAAGGAGGAAACCACAAACACCACAUUACGCAUGUUUCUAACCCUUUAAGUGUAACAUUACACCGAGGCUCUGGACGCUCUCUGGCAUUACAGCGAAUUUGUUGAUGGUAGUGAUGAUGGCAACAUAUAGACCCAUACAAGUGAUAACGGUGGUGUAAAUAAUAAACGGGUUAAACGGCAGGAUGGGUGAAGAGACGCGGGCAUGUGACAUCCGUGCGUCACCAGGAAAAUAAAAAAUAAAUUAAAAGUCUUUUAGGCACACAAAAAGACUCUUAUUCAGCGAAAUGAACUUUAUUCAAAUUAUUUAUUGUGUAUUUUUGUAUUUUAUUUUUGGUUCUUUAAUUUGGCACACACUGCUUUUUAUUUUAAGAGUCUAGGUCUACCAUUAAAUUAAAAACUGUUUCUAAUUCAUCUUUAGAUCAGUUUUCUACAGCGUAUUUACAACAACACAACAGUGGUCUGUAACUGCAACUAAAGAGAUAGUUUUGGAAAUAAAAAUGUACUUUUUUUGUCAGUAUGGUAAGAAAAUCUUAGUUGAUAAAUAAAGUUUGGAUUUUUAAAGAAAUAAUUUCACUUGAAAUGAUUUAAUUGGGCUUUUCAUGAAUUAUAUUUUGCCUGUACUGUGUCGAUUUAUUUCUCAUUUAAGUAGUGUGCGUAAUGCUGUGUUAUAUCAGUUAAAUUCUAAUUUUCAAAUGUGGAUUUUAAUAUAUAUAUUUUUUUAAUGCGGAUGAGACGUUCAGAGAAUAAGACUUAUGUCUGGAUCACAAAAUGUGUUUCAAAAAGCAGGAUAAAGCCACAUUCAGUAAUCCUUAAAUAUGGCAAAGGCGCACGAAGAAUCUCGCCUUUUACGCACGGGUUUAACACACUUAAAAAACAUGGAAUAUAACUCCCAUUUUGCUGACGCAACUUUUUUCAGUCUUCAAGUUUUGUUUGUAAAAUAAAUGCAACUUUGAAGUGGAAAAUGAUCAAAUUAAAGACAAAAGCAAAAGUCUGCUAGAGCCGAACAGGAGAAAAUGCACAUAAUGUCACUUGUUUGGGUGUAAUCUGAGCUCUCAGCUGCAGAGUUUCUUUAUUACUGUGGUGGUUAAAUGUGUUUUGGUGAGCAGUAGUGGUAGGGUGCUUACGUGUCCUAUAAAAUACCUCGUAAAAUAAGCUUUCCAAAAACAUACUGUAUCGUUUGGGGGAACCAGAGUAGGUUUUAACUGCAGGAGCAGAGGCAGCAGAAGCAGACACAUCAGGGUAGGAUCUAGUUAAAUAUAUUUUAAUAGUCAUUCAUUCAUAUUUUCUGUCUCCCAGAUAACAGAUCUCAGUCAUAACUUGAUCAUUCUUAGCUUUAAAACUAGAGGUUGUUAUAGGAGAGCGGGUGAGUAUUUAAUGACCAAAGGGAUUGAUUUAUCCUUUAUUGUUCAGCCUUUAUGAUCACGUGCGCCUGCUACCCAAUGGCAAGGCAGCUUGGCUCCCCAUUACUAGCCCACUGUAGUUCUCUGUGGGGCCAAGUUGCUACUUGAUUUCUCCACAUUGUUAUUUUGUGAGGCUGGGUUUACUGCGUGUAUGUGUGUGUGGUGUGUGUGUUUUACUUUUGCAUGUAUCUCGCUGUAUGACUGCGUACAUGUGAACGUAUCAUUUUUCUGCCAUGUCGACAUCCGGAACACUGACUAGUUACUACGUCGAUUCCCUCAUUCUGCCCGAGAGCGAGGAGCUCUCUGUGCCGAGAUACCCCUCCGGUCCUGGGCUCCAGCACAGCCGUCAGACCACCUCCUCCAUCGGCGACCACAGCGAGCUCGGAACCUGCACCUUCCCGUCCAAACCCCCGGUGUUCGGACCGACAUGGAGCCACGUCCCCGCUCAGUUCCCCGGCACCGUCUCCUCUGUGUAUCACCACCACUAUGGGCAUCCCCAAGGCCCGGUGGGUGCAGACACAGACGGCCGCUAUCAGUCGUGGCUUCUGGAGCCAAUGUCCGGUUCUCUUCCCAUGGCCGGAUUACCCACAAGCCAUCACUACGGAAUCAAACCGGAGGGUCUUGGGGCGCGAGCUGACGGCGCGCUGCCCGGCUCCCACACGGCGCUGCUGCUCUCUGAUUAUGCAAACGGCACGGUGGCCACGGCAUCACCGGGGGAGAAGGACGCACUGUCCGGCCAGGCAGGGGACAUGAGCGGGGAGACCGAGGAAAAACCGGGCCUCGAUCCAAAUAACCCAGUGUCCAACUGGCUCCACGCGAGUGCCACAAGAAAAAAGCGCUGUCCGUACACCAAGCACCAGAUCCUGGAGCUGGAGAAAGAGUUCCUCUUUAACACCUACCUGACAAGGGACCGUAGGUACGAGGUGGCGAGGCUGCUAAACCUCACCGAGAGACAGGUUAAAAUCUGGUUCCAGAACCGCAGGAUGAAGAUGAAGAAGUUUAAUAAAGACGGCGCACCGAAAGACGAGUGACUGAGCUGUAGUGAUUCAGUAUUUUAGGCUGUUAGUGAGCUUUGUGUGUGGAAGCUCUUAACCCUGCUGGACCUUGUUUUUAAACUUCAUUGUCUUAUUGUUCUAUAUAACAGAAGCUGUUAGGCUUAUUUGUCUUGUAAAAAAAAAGCAUGUUGGGCUUCAUUUUGAUGCGACUACCUUUAUAUUGCACAAUUUUAACAGUGCCCAUUCGUUUUUUUAUUUCUCUUAUGUUGAUUUUUUAAAAUAAUACCUCGUUAAAGUGUAUUAGUUGGCCUGGUCCCUGUGCUUGUUUGUGUAUGGAUGUUUUUAGCUGUGUUCGUUCUGGUUUGUAGCUCUAUUUGUUGUCUGUCUCAGAGCCAUCUGAGCGUAUAGUUUGUACAAUGUAUUAAUUUUAUUGUUGUGUUUCUCUCUCACUGCUAGAACUAUGACUGAUGACCAUGAGUUUGAAUCUAACAUUGGAAACAUGGAAAAAAGCGCAUUUUAAAGUAGGUGCUAAAACGUCAGAAACCUCCUUAAAAAUGCUCCAAAUUAAAAUGUUCUAGAAGCUAUUUUACAUGACUACCUAUGUCCUUCAACUACCUACAAUAACCUUUAUUUCUGAUGGCGGAUUCUUGUAGAUUUGCUUGCUUUAGAUGCUGAACUAUGAAUUUCAGGGAGUAGCUAACAUGUUAAAAGUACAUAAUGUUUGUUAGUGAGAGAAAAUUAACUCCAAACACUGUAGGCUACUUAUUGAUUACCUCACGGUCUGCUGA
Molecule: messenger RNA, 4508 nt
Organism: Cheilinus undulatus (humphead wrasse)
Lineage: Eukaryota; Metazoa; Chordata; Actinopteri; Labriformes; Labridae
Gene: hoxa9a
Product: homeobox A9a
Exons: 2
Coding region: 2959-3756 (265 amino acids)
Biological process (GO): anterior/posterior pattern specification; DNA-templated transcription; embryonic skeletal system morphogenesis
Cellular component (GO): nucleus
Molecular function (GO): DNA-binding transcription factor activity, RNA polymerase II-specific; RNA polymerase II cis-regulatory region sequence-specific DNA binding
Source: RefSeq, a predicted model, not a curated record